Cynara cardunculus var. scolymus (artichoke) is the source of this 1376-nucleotide messenger RNA. RefSeq lists its product as uncharacterized. The record is from RefSeq and is a predicted model, not a curated record. The transcript has 4 exons. Bases 63 to 1109 code for a protein of 348 amino acids. NCBI's taxonomy places the organism in Eukaryota, Viridiplantae, Streptophyta, Magnoliopsida, Asterales, Asteraceae.
AUUUCUUCUUCUUCUUCUUCUUUGGUCUUCUUGGUUUUAUUGAGCGCAACACACACACGCAUAUGCGGAUCAGGAAGCGUUUCUUGUCUCUUUCCGCAGCUGCUGCUGUGUCUGGAUCGUUGGAUCCUCACGGCGGAGACCACCAUCACUACCACCAUCCACCGCUACUGCUGGUGCAACAUCAACAAGUGCACCCAAAUGGGAAUCUACAUGUUCUUUAUGAUGAUACCCAGUCCCAGCCUUCCGAUCAUCCACCAAAUCAUUGUCGCUUCCCUCUUCCGCCGCGCUCCUCCGAUCACACCAUUCAGAUCGGAGUUGAACCGUCCACUUUGGUUUCCUCCGGUGCCGGCAGGAAGGAAAAAGAGGCUAUCGCUUUUACUCAUAAGGAGAUGGAAUCUGAGAGCAAGAUAGAAGUAAUCAAGACUCAUGAUGCUGGCAGGAAAGAAAGCAUCUUGUGUCCAGAAGCAAGCAGUCGUGCCAGUACUCCUUCACCACCAACAACUGCAAGUCUUGUGUUGAAAGGAUGGCUUGAAGGAGAUAGGCUGAUUCCAAUAAAGAAGAGAAGAGGGAGCUUUGGGAAAAAAGUGAACCAUGAUGUUGAGGAAGAUCAUGAAAUCGUUGAGGAAACAAUGAAUCCAAAGACAACGAAGAACGAUAAAUGUGUUGCAAAACCGGAGGUGAGUGCAACUUGUCCAAAGAAGAAGAACAAGAAUGGGAAGAGAGGGAAUGUGAUAAUGGAAGGAUCAAGGUGUAGUCGAGUAAACGGAAGGGGAUGGAGGUGCUGCCAACAAACCCUUGUUGGAUACUCGUUAUGUGAGCAUCAUUUAGGCAAAGGAAGACUUAGAAGCAUGACCAGUGUUCGUGGCCGGGCACAAAAGGUUGCACUGAAAGAACAAGUGAUCACUAAAGAAAGGCAAGAUAAAGAAGUUGAAAUGAUAUCGACAGACCAUCACGAGCUUGAAGAUGAUGAUGAUGAGGAAGAACUGAAAGGAUGGGAGGAGGAAUCAAAGUCAUCUGUGGAGGGAAUGAAGAUAUUCAGUAAAAAGAAGAAGCUUGGGGUGGUGAAGGCUAGAUCUUUGAGCAGCUUGCUGAGCCAAAUGGGCAGUUGAUGCAUGGAGUCUUGAACUGGUUGGUAGCUUACCAAUUUGAACAGAAGGAAAGUGAUGAUAGCAUGCAUGUUCAGUUGCAAUCCAAGAAACAAGUGUACAUUUUUGUUUAGAGGUUGGUAUUCAUAUAUAUGUAUAGAUCUACUAGUGCAACUCCUCUACUCGCUGCUGGUUCCAAAUCUCUUGUUCUUGGAUUAUGUCAUCUCUGACUUAUGAUCCAGAAGUUCUUGGAUAGAGUAAUGUAAUGGAUAAGUCGAUCUCUUUAGUUAA